UCCAUCAGUCUGCAUCGCUUUGCUCUUCAGCAGCUUCUCUUCUUCCUUGGCUUCAGAAGCGAUUGAUGCGUCUCGCUAUGACACGUUCAGUGAUGUGUCUUCAGCUCCUCUUCCUCUGUGCUUUAAUGUGUGCUGCUCUGCCUCCACCAGCUUUCUACACUAGAUCUUCACGUCAUGCUGAUGGACUGUUCACCAGUGGUUACAGCAGACUGCUGAGUCAGCUUACAGCUAAAGAUUAUCUGGAGUCACUGAUGGAAAAACGGGUCAAUGGUGACCUGACAGAAAACCUGCUUCCAGCCAAACGGCACUCUGAUGCCGUUUUCACUGACAGCUACAGCCGUUUCCGCAAACAGAUGGCGGCCAAGAAAUACUUGAACUCCGUGCUGCAGGGAAAGAGAAGUGUGGACGAUGUGACCCUGAUCGCUCCAGAUAUUUCUUCAUCUCUGACCAAUGAAGGCUCCUUAUUUCAUGACAUCAUCAGUCAGCUGACUCUGGAUCUGUGAUGUUUGCAGUCCUGAAACAGGACGUUGUGUCUUCAGCUUGUCGGCCAUGUUUUCUUUCAUUCUUUCCUGGAUGUUUUCUGUGUUUUGUUUUGUUUUUUAAUUGACCCAGAUGUGUUGAUGUUGGUGUGAUGAUUAAUUAUUUGUGUUCUACAUGAUGUGCUAAAAAAUGUCAGUGGGUCAUUUGUGUUUAGGGUGGAGCUUCAUCCUGUCAUUAAUGACUGACCCUGUUAAUUAUUGAUCGAGUAAAGUUUCAUUAUCACCUGAAGUCUGGAAUAAAUAAAAACAAAACAGUUUGAACCUGCAUUUUAUUCGACAGGAUGAGAUAUUUAAUUCAUCUGG
Molecule: messenger RNA, 842 nt
Organism: Pelmatolapia mariae (spotted tilapia)
Lineage: Eukaryota; Metazoa; Chordata; Actinopteri; Cichliformes; Cichlidae
Product: VIP peptides-like
Exons: 6
Coding region: 66-503 (145 amino acids)
Biological process (GO): regulation of protein localization; positive regulation of penile erection; adenylate cyclase-activating G protein-coupled receptor signaling pathway
Cellular component (GO): extracellular region; neuron projection
Molecular function (GO): neuropeptide hormone activity; peptide hormone receptor binding
Source: RefSeq, a predicted model, not a curated record